This is a messenger RNA of Tricharina praecox, 3168 nucleotides long. Its product is annotated as condensin complex subunit 2/barren. The record is from RefSeq and is a predicted model, not a curated record. Bases 363 to 2735 code for a protein of 790 amino acids. Gene Ontology annotation, cellular component: condensin complex. Lineage: Eukaryota; Fungi; Ascomycota; Pezizomycetes; Pezizales; Pyronemataceae. Gene Ontology annotation, molecular function: chromatin binding. Gene Ontology annotation, biological process: mitotic chromosome condensation. The transcript is spliced from 4 exons.
AGGUACUCUACAGCCGAGACACCUUGAUAUGCACACAAUCAUCGAAUCCUUUGUUGUCGAGAGAUGCUCAUCACGAACAGUUUUGAACAUAGCUCCACCGUCUUUCGGAAAGCUCCCUGCCUGCUGCACAGUCAUCGCAGAGUCUCACUCGCUAAAGUCCCACGUGAUCGCCCGCUCCGUGCUAAGGGCGCAUCGUUUGUUUACCACCGCACAAACCUCCAUUCCUCCCUCGACGACAACCACAACCACGACCACGAUCACACGCGAAAACGAUAUCCUCCAUCCAUACAGGCUGCCUUUCCGGAACCACCAACCUUCGUGCCUAGCUGCAACACCGCAAACAGGCUCCUCCGCGCUCCACAAUGGCCCGCACCAAGGGUACGGCCGUCGGCCGCGAAGUCUCCACGCCCAAACGCACUACAAUGAUUCCGCUCAACGAUGAUUCCGCCGAGAAAGCGGCGCGAACCAAGGAACGUAACCUAUUGCAGUCCGCGCAGAGGCAGAAGAUUAAGGCUGCUGCUUCCCCCGCUGUUCGCAGACAGACUUUGGGCGCGGAUGGCAUUUCGCCGAUGACUCCUAGGAACGUCGCCCAGCAGGAGACGCCAAAGAAGGUUCAGAUCUUGGCAAACUUUGAGGAGAUGAUGAAGAUGGCUACUGAUAACAAAAUUAAUGCGACAAAUUCGUGGGACUUCGCGUUAAUCGACUACUUUUAUGAUAUGAGCCUGCUGAAGGAAGGUGAUACGGUCAACUUCCAGAAAGCGAGUUGCACUUUGGAUGGAUGUGUAAAGAUAUACACCAGCAGAGUCGAUUCGAUCGCAACCGAGACGGGAAAACUACUCAGUGGAUUGGCUGAGAGCAGCGUUUCAAAACGGAAGGGCAGAGGUGCGGACGAGGAAGGAAGUGACGCAGAAGAUGGGGAGGAGGUCGAUGGCGAAGGCAAAAAGAAACCUAGGAAGAAGACCCAACGCUCCUCCGAAGCAACGCUUGCCAAGGACUUCGCUCAACUAGCAGUCAAAAAGCUCGAGCUCGAAUUCUCGGUCGACCCUCUGUUCAAAAAAGCUACGGCAGAUCGAGACGAAGGCGGAGCCAAAGGCCUUCUCCUCAAUAACCUCUUCAUUGACGCACACGGGCGAAUAGUGUUUGAUAGUAGUGACGACAAAGACGAAGAAAAGGACGGGGAGCAUGAGGAUGAUGGGGAAGACGAUGCCGUAAAGGAAGAAGAAGUUCUGGAUAAACCCGCAGAGAUUUUGAGCAAGCUUGGCGACCUCAAGAGCAGAUUCUUCCCCGACCUUUCCAUAUUGGACAAACAAGAUGUUUGCCCAUCUCUCAAGAACUUUGAUCUGAACACUUCCGAGGGACUGGAUAUUCCGUUUCUUAAGGGCCUAGAAGACCGUGACAACGGGAAGCAAGCAGCCGAUCCAGAGAAUAACGAGGAUGAUGAUGAGGAUGUCGGCGCUAGAGAUGAUAUGGCCUUCGGAUUCGACGACGGAUAUGGCAUUGGAGGUGACGACGACAUGACCAUGGCAUUCGGCGAAGGAGGAGAGGCUUGGGCCAACGAAACCAUAGCUGAUGCGGCGGAUCGUCUAUUGAGCCCAUCGAGACGACCGCUCUUCGGGUCUGGGGGGGCGGACAACGAUGAAGGUGAUUUCGAUCCUGAUGGCAGUCGGUUUAUCGGCUUUGGUGGCGGACAUGAGGAUAUUCUCAGCUACUUUGACGAAAGAGUGGGGACAAACUGGGCGGGACCGGAGCACUGGCGUAUCCGAAGAAUCAAAGACAGCUCCAAGCCAGCAAACACGGCACCGAGACCGCGAAAAGAGAAGGAGACCUUUGAGAUCAACUUCAUGGACCCUACAGCGGAUGCUCCAGCUGAGGUGUUGGGCCCGCCCAAACUUCCUUCCUCGAUCAAUAUGCCUAGGAAAGACCGAAUAAGCAAGUCCAGGAACCUACUACCCGACGACAAACACUUCAACUCCCGUCAGCUCAUCCGGAUGUUCCUGAAGCCCGACGCCAGCGUCUUGCGAAGAAGGAAGAACAAUGCAGGACCGGGUGGCAUGCUCCCUCAAAACGAUGAGCCACCAGAGAACCUAGAUGAAGAGUUCUGGGCCAAAGAGAACAUGGCAGGAGAGAUCCAAGCCUCGUCGACCCCCGGUCCCAAGGGCGAUUACGAUGCCAACUUCUUCAAUGACGAUCGUCUCGACCUUCCUGCUGGCCUUGAGGACGACGACGACGAUGCGUUCGCGGAUGCGAGGGAAUCGUUUUCACCGGGCAUCGACGGUGCGGCGGCAACCGCCGGAGGUGCCGUACCGCAGUCCCAGAAUCCUUUCUCCACCCAAGCUUUAGACUUCGGUUCACAGCUUGUUGCCCAGGCUCGUCGCAUCAGACCAGAAUACGUCCAGUACGCGCGCGUAGCAAAGAAGGUCGAUGUUCGAAAACUGAAGGAGAACAUUUGGAGCGGCCUCAAAUUUGCGCCCGGCCAAGAUCCAGACAACUCAAUACGCUCUGAAGAACCCACCCCUGACCCCUUCGAAGAACCCCGCAAGUUCACACGCGUCAUGAACAAUCUCUGUGCAGUCUAUCCCGAGAAGGUGAUGUCCGACAUUAGCACGAGCUACUGCUUCAUCUGUCUCUUGCACUUGGCGAACGAGAAGGGACUCAUCGUCGAGGAGGAGGGGGGAACUCUGCAGGAGCUGGUGAUCAGGAAGGAUCCUGCCGCGAAUGAGGCUGAUGCCUAUUAAUAAAUACCCGCUGAAUGGAUGGAGCUUGGUUGUUUGAUUUUUUUUUGGGCGCGGGGAUUUGGCGAUAGGGAUUUAGUCGUUUCGUUUCGUUUCGUUUUCUGCUUCGACUUUUGAUGGGAGCGAGGGGAGGGCUUUUUGGAUUUGAUGUGGUUCUGCGUGGACCAUGCCACCAGGGCUCUGAUGGCUGUUGGAUAUAGAAUGAGUUCCUGUACGAGUUGUAGUUAUGUAUCUGGAAAAGUGGAUGCACAAUCGAGUGAUAGGUACCGGAGGGAGUAACUGGCCCGUUCUCACUCGUCAAUGACUCCAUGGACUUCAACACGAUUCAUCUACAUACCGCAAUCAAGACUUGAACUACUAGUACCUACACAUUCGCUUUCCCGCUUUAUUGAUUCCCAGAGUCAGUACAGAUUCCGCACAGCAUCCAAAACCAAAC